Onychostoma macrolepis is the source of this 4828-nucleotide messenger RNA. Its product is annotated as hydroxycarboxylic acid receptor 2-like. Gene Ontology annotation, biological process: phospholipase C-activating G protein-coupled receptor signaling pathway; positive regulation of Rho protein signal transduction. The record is from RefSeq and is a predicted model, not a curated record. The coding region runs from base 2158 to 2994 and encodes 278 amino acids. Gene Ontology annotation, cellular component: membrane. The transcript has a single exon. Gene Ontology annotation, molecular function: G protein-coupled receptor activity. NCBI's taxonomy places the organism in Eukaryota, Metazoa, Chordata, Actinopteri, Cypriniformes, Cyprinidae.
UUAUUAUUAUUAUUAUUAUUUUAAGUAAAUGAAGUAUUGUAAGCGUUACAUACACUUUUCCAAACAAAACAAAUUAUUAUUAUUAAUUUUUUUUCGGUUCCUGUUCACUCAGACAAGUCUGUCCAUUUUUUCCUCAAGUUAAUAUUUUACCUUUAGUAUUUGCUGUUGCUUUAAGUGACGUGUAGCAGAUUAAAUCAUGCACAUAUAUUGUUGUGACAGCUGUGAAGUCAGUCUACAAAACACAGCACUGGGAUUCACAUACAUACAGAGAGACUGCACAUUCACUCUUCAGGUGACAAACUUUAGAUUAAUUUUCUUGUUUCAACAUUUUUGUUGUGAUUAUUGGCCAAAGUCUAGGAGUAUUUAAGAUGGUUUCAUUUUUAAAUCUAUAGAAUUUACAUUUGUGGUAAAAACUCUGAAAGGCAGUUAAGUGAACAUAAAAUAACAGAAUAGAAUGUGAAAUACUUUAUUUGAAUUAAUAGAGCCAUUUCAUGUUCUGAAUUAAUUUAAUAUUGGAUUGCAUAUUUAUGUUAUUUGGAUGUAUCAAAGUGACUUAUUAAAAUGACCUGGCUGUAAAUGUUAAAUAUUUAAAAUUGAUGUUCCCAUAAUUUAAAAUUUAGUGGAAUUUCACACAGUUUGAAAACCUAAGUUUUAAGUAGCAUUGGUUGGUUUAAUACAGUCUGAAUUUUAAAUUCUUUUUUCCUACUGAUCACAGCUGCUUCAUUUAUGUUUUGAGUUUUUGAGCUGAGAAGACAAAAAUAGAGAAGAUGAAUAACUCUAUAGUGAACUUCACCACAUCUGUAGACUCCACGACCAUCAGGCUUGUGGAAAUUCUGAACAUUUCUAUGUACAGCAUCAGUUUCCUGUUUGGUCUUCCUACACACUCCUAUGUUAUAUGGCUCAUCAUCAGAGGAUCAGGAAGUGGAUUUGUGUCAGAGUUCUUCAUCCUAAAUCUCUCUGUUUGUGAGAUUUGUAACUCUCUGAAUAGUUUGGUCUGUAUAUUUGACAUAUUUAUUUCAUUUAAACAUUUUGCAACAUUUUUGUCAGGUCUAGCCAUCACUGGUUGUCCUCUAUUUCAGUGUCUGAUCUGUGUUGAGCGUUACCUGGCCGUGGUUCAUCCUGUAACCUUUCUGAAGUACAAACCUCUCAGAUAUAGAGUGAUCUGCUGCACUUCGGCCUGGAUAAUUACUCUUGGCUCCUGCUUAGGCUGCUUGUUUACUUUAGACUUAUUUUAUGUUUAUGUAUGUUUCUUUUCACUGCAGUACCUGCUCUUCAUCUCCUUUCAGUUGUUUUGUCUUGUGGCUGUUCUCAGAGCUCUGAAGCAGUCAGGACCAGGAGAGAGAGUGAGAGAGAGAGAGGAGGAAAACCACAUGAAGAGAAGAGCAUUUUAUCUCAUUCUAAUAACUACUGCGAGCAUGCUUAUUAUAUAUGUGCCAUUUACUAUAACAGGAUUCUAUUUCAUUCUAACACAACAUUACAUUAAGGAACUUUUUUCUUUUAGUAUUAUUUGUAAUGUGUUGUCUGGUUUUGUUCAACCUGUUCUUUAUCUGCACCGGUUGGGAAAACUUUUAUUUUCAUAAAACAUUAAACUUUUUCAAAUUUCUGUCUUUGCUCCCCCCCCCACAAACAUGUUAGUGUGCGCCUAUGUCUUUUAGUAUUAGAGAGAUUCCCUGUCAGCUCUAUUUACUUGUUUUUCCAACAAACAGCUCCAUCUUAUUUUUUUUAUUGUCAAUGUUUGCAUAUUUGAUGGUCAUGUGAUGUGUGGCAGAUGAAGUCAUGCACAUAUAUUCUUGUGGUAGCUGUGAAGUCAGUCUACAAAGCAAAGCAUAGAUUUUUAUACAUAUGCAGAGAGACUGGACAUUCACUCUUCAGGUGACAAACUUUUAAUUAAUUUUCUUACUUUCAGCUUAAUAAUAUUCAAAUUAUUAUUAUAAUUUUUUUUUGUUGUUGUUGUUUAGAUUUUAGAUUUAUAUUUGUUUGCAUUUUUCUUAUGUUAUUUGGAUGCAUCAAAGUGACUUGCAUUAAAAAUGACCUGGCUGUAAAUGUUAAACUUUUUUUUAUUUUUUAUUUUCACUUCUUGUUUCCUGCUGAUCACAGCUGCUAUAUUUGUUUAUAUAUUUAUAAUUUUUUGAGCUGGGAAGACAAAAAACAGAGGAGAUGAAGAACUCUACAGUGAACUUCAUCACACCUGAAAUAUCUGCAAACUCCACAACUGAUCUAAACGUGAUACUGGACAGUCUGAACAUUUGUGUGUACAGCGUUAAUUUCCUGUUUGGUCUUCCUACACACUUCUAUGUUUUAUGGCUCAUCAUCACAGGAACAGGAAGUGGAGUUGCAUCAGAAUUCUUCAUCCUCAAUCUCUCUGUUUGUGAAAUUGGUACCUGUCUGAACUGUUGGUUCUGCAUACUUAAUAGUUUUAUUUCAUUUUCACGUCUCACAACAUUUUUGUCAGGUCUAGGCGUCACUGGUCGUCCUCUGUUUCAGUGUCUGAUCUGUGUUGAGCGUUACCUGGCAGUGGUUCAUCCUGUAACCUUUCUGAAGUACAAACCUCUCAGAUACAGAGUGAUCUGCUGCACUGCUGUCUGGAUACUCACUCUUGGCUCAUGUCUCUACUGCAUGUUUACUAUGGUCUUCUUUUAUAAUUAUGUAUGUUUCUUCUUUCUGCAGUUCUUUCUCUUCCUCUCCAUCCAGUUGUUUUGUCUUGUGGCUGUUCUCAGAGCUCUGAAGCAGUCAGGACCAGGAGAGAGAGGGAGAGAGAGAAAGGAGGAAAACUACACAAAGAGAAGAGCAUUUCAUCUCAUUCUAAUAACUACUGUAAGCUUAUCUAUUAUUUAUGUGCCAUUUACUAUCUCAGGAUUCUCUUUCAUUUUGACACAACAUUAUAUUAAGGAACUUUUUUCUUUUAGUUUUAUUUGUACUGUGCUGGCUGGUUUUAUUCAUCCUGGUCUUUAUCUGCACCGGGUUGGAAAACUUUCCUGUCUUUACUUUCCAUAAAACAUUCUUUUUUUUCUUUUCUUUUUUUUUUUUCAAAUAUCUUUUUUCCUGUUCUUCCAUGACCUCAAAACAUGUUAUUGUGAGCCAAUUUCCUUUAGUAUUAUAUAGAUUCACCAUCAACUCUAUUCUGUGUGUGUUGUUUUAUAGUUGUUUUUUCCAAUAAACAGCUCUGUUUAUAAUUUUUAUUGUUUUUCUUCCAUUUAGUGCAAUAUAAUAUUUCUUUAAACUUGAAAUUCUGUCACAUGCAUUUAUUGGAUAUCUUUAAUUAAAAAAAUAAAAUAGAAUGUGUUGCAGGUAUUAAAUGUUGCACCUUUGUGUGCUGGUUUUAGAUUUAUGAGAAGACUGAUCAUUUUUUUAGCCUAUCAAAAUAAGAUUAAUAAUAACUUUUUUUUUGAAUUAUUCAUUAGACAAUAAUGAAGCACUCUUCCGUGCUGUUAUUUUGUGUGUUGUGUCACAUUUACAAUGGGCUGGAAAACUCUUAUUUUUUUAAACUCAGAAACUAAUAAAGCAAUAAGCCCUAAGAAGUCGUGGCUUACAGUGAAUUUAUAACAGCUAAGGGGCAAGACGUUAGGCAUGAUGCGGAGUGGAAGCGGUUAUAAAUUUACUGUAAACCACGGCUUCACAGGGCUUAUUGCUUUUUAUAAAAUGGUUAUUCCAUAUACGUAGCAAGGUUUCCCAAAAUAAAACAGAGCAAAUAAAGUCUAAUGAUAUUAAUAAAAACAUAAUUCUUCCGCCAAACAAUGUAGUUCCUCAGAAACCAUUGUGGUUGCAGCAAAGUGGUUGAUGAGCAAACACACAGACGUAAACAAAGGUGUAUGUUUGUAGAGUAAUUUACAACAGCGUCGAACACGGCUCGAUCAAUCAGAAUCAAGGACCGGUGUUCUGACGAUUUUGCUACCUGCUCAGAUUGUGCUACCUCCCAUUAAAAAGAGAGGUAGCACAAAUCAAUAGCGAAAAAUGCUACCUAUCAGAUUGUGGUACUAGCAUCUUAUUCAUGUGGUUUGAGGCUGUUUUUUAUUGUCCAUACCUACCCCUACCCAUUCAUACAUACCCUUACUUUAAACAAUGCAAAUAUAUUUUUGGUAGCACAAUCUGAUAGACAAGAUGUUUUGUCAGUACACCAGAACUAUCCGUUUUAUUAACUUUAUUUUAUCCUUUUGUAGCCUAUAACUUCAACCCAUUCUCACUCCCAAGACGUCAAAAACUGAAGCAUGGUCAAACGCCUUUCGCGUCACUAUGAAGACGUCAAAAGUGCCCCUAGGCGUCAGUAUAUGACAAAAUAGGAACUCCAUUGCUUUCCAUUGCUUGCUUUAUGCGUCAGGUCAAGACGCUUAUGGAAAAUGACAACACGUUCUCCUCCGUUGUUUUCAGUUGUUUGUCUUAGUUUAAUGGUUUGCAUGCAUUUGUAAAAAUAUAAAUCAUUUUAUAUACAUUUAUACUUUUAUUGGAGCACCUAACCCACCCCUACCCUAAACCUACCCACUUCUGAACAACAUAAAACACCUAACAGGCAAAUGUAAGUGCAGUCACCGGUAUUUAUUGCAAAAACUGCCCAUAAACAAGCAGUAUAAAAGCAUUACAAACAAGUCGUGCUGCAUUCCAAGUCUUCUGAAGCCAUACGGAGUCUUUAUGAGAAGAAGAGAGCCAAACAUAAGGUUGUAAUCGCUGAAAAUGAUCCCGCUCCGUUAACGCGCUCGCAUCACAUUCAAAAAGAUACUCCCAUCCCGUAGCAUGACGCAAUUGGUCACGAGACACAGAAGAGCCAAUAGCAUUUCACAACCAAGGCUGACAUAAGGCUUCUUCUGGCGGCAUUUUUUUAAUUCACGCACAGACU